UCCGGUGGAGACCUUCCAGGAAGACAUGCAAGAGAAAAACUGCAAGCAAUAGAGGAAUUAGGCACUGUGUAGUUGCAUUGUGCCUGGGAUAUUUUCGCCACCGGUGCGGCUAAGGGGAGAGAGUUGUACAGGAUGAAGAAUAGCAGGAAAACGGAGAGCAAAGUUUCAGAAAUCCAGGUGGAGAACAGGGAUGAGAAGAGAUUGAUAGAAGCAGGUGUCCAGGAUGAGGGGCGGGCGGGGAAGGCCCCCACACUCUGCUUUAAGAGAAGAAAGAAACCAAGGCAGGUGCAGGGCCCACCUGCGGGCUCGGAGGAGGCUGUGGCUGGGGCCGGCAAAGGGGCCCAGGCCACGGGAGCCUCCACCCGGACUCCGCAGCCGGCAGGGGCUUGGGCCUCCUUCAAACGGCUGGUGACGCGCAGGAAAAGACCAGAUUCAUCGCCCCAGGCCCUGAAGGCUGAGGUGCAGCCUGCAGCCAACGCGGAGGGUGCCCAGCUCCAGAAGAAAAAGGCCAAAGCCAGGCUCAAGAUGCCAUGCAUCAACUUCCCAAGAGGGACCCAAAGGGGCCGUGCUUCCAGAGUCGCUGAGGGCUCCGACAGAGCCCAGGGCGAGACAGAAGGCCUGGGGACCCAGACUGCAACCCAGGCCCAGUCCAAUGACCAGGCACCACAGGCCCGGCUGGCCCAGGAACCCACGGAAGACUUUUCACAUGAGUCCCGCGUGAGUGACCAGGCGACUUCUGGGGAACAAGUGAUCGCAGUGGAACUGGGGUCAGGUGACGGGCAUCCUUUGGUUGCCACAGCCGCACUGGUCCUUGAGAGGAACAUUGAGACGACUCAGGAGGCACAAGAUAGCUGCCUCCAGCCGGCAGGCCCACUUGAGAGCCCAGAAGUGGAGUGUCAAGGGCCGGGAGCCCCAGAGACUCACCCCAGGGAUGGGGCUGAAACCACGGGCGCCCUCGAGAGCCGACCAUCCCCCAAGAUCCCCGAGCCUCACCUCAGGGAAGAAGCUGCUGCUGAUGGCAUCCCAAAGAGCCGACCGACACCGGUGAUCUCCGGGGCAGAAGCCACUACCGCGGGAGUCCCCGAGAGCCGACCAUCACCCGAGGUCUCUGAGCCACACCCCAGACCCCUGGAGAGUGGAUCAUCACCUGAGGUCUCCGAGCUGCACCCUGGGCUCCUGGAGAGCCAACCAUCACCCGAGGUCCCCGGUCCCCCUGAGAGCCAACCAUCACCCGAGGUCCCCAAGCCGCACCCCGGUCCCCCUGAGAGCCGACCAUCACCCGAGGUCUCCGAGCUGCACCCUGAGCCCCCAGAGAGCCGACCAUCACCUGAAGUCCCUGAGCCGCACCCUGAACCCCCAGAGAGCCAACCGACACCCAUAGUCCCCGGAGCCGAAGCAGCCACUGAUGGAUCUCUCAAGAGCCAAGAGAGCCAACUGGAUAGGAAAAAUGGCAGCGAGAGCCAAAAGGAGGUGCCUGAAGACAGGGCACAGCCAGAAGCUACGGCAUCCAGCCAGGAAUUGGAUGGGAACGGAAGCGGCACCAAGAUUGGGAAAGCCAAACUCGAAGAUGGCCGAAGGAUGGAGCCCAUUGCCAUCAUCAUUACGGACACUGAGAUCAGUGAAUUUGAUGCCGAGAGGGCGACCAAUGUCCCCAAGCCUUUUUUGAUGUCAGUGGACGAAGAGGCUGCUGAUGGUGCGGUGGAAGGGAGAACUUCGGAGCAAUACGAGUCACUCUUGAUGGAAACAGCCUCUUCACUUGUCAAGAACGCCAUCCAGCUGUCGGUAGAACAGCUGGUUAAUGAAAUGGCCGCCGAUGACAAUAAAAUCAACAGUCCCCUGCAGUGACUCCAAAUCCUGGGAAUGGCAGGGAGGAGCCCAAAGGCAGACUGUGACACCAUUUGGGGUAUUUGUUGUUCAGGACCCCUUGAGAGGUUUAUAAAACUCCCUUUAGGGGAUGGUAAAAUGGCUCAACUAACUGCUCCUCUUCCUGCAAGCACCAGGGUCCCAUAUGGGCACAGGUUGUA
Molecule: messenger RNA, 2024 nt
Organism: Ochotona princeps (American pika)
Lineage: Eukaryota; Metazoa; Chordata; Mammalia; Lagomorpha; Ochotonidae
Gene: AKAP5
Product: A-kinase anchoring protein 5
Exons: 2
Coding region: 133-1845 (570 amino acids)
Biological process (GO): positive regulation of adenylate cyclase activity
Cellular component (GO): plasma membrane; postsynaptic density; dendrite membrane
Molecular function (GO): molecular adaptor activity; protein kinase A regulatory subunit binding; calmodulin binding
Source: RefSeq, a predicted model, not a curated record